Messenger RNA from Aureobasidium uvarum, 585 nucleotides. Lineage: Eukaryota; Fungi; Ascomycota; Dothideomycetes; Dothideales; Saccotheciaceae. The record is from the annotation of a GenBank genome assembly.
AUGUCUCUCACCCAGGGUGCCUCAUCCCGCGAACUUUUGCUCGAAGCAUGUCGUCGCAACAACACCGAUCUCCUUUCCACAGUCUUGUCAGACUUCAAAUCAGCCGACGAACUUGCCAGCUUCCUCAACACUGCCACUGAUGCCUUGGGUUGCGGUGCUUUGCAUAUUGGCGCACAGUAUGGUGCCUAUGAGGUCCUGGAUAUGCUGCUGGAUCAGGAAGGUGUAGAGAUUGACGGUGUAGAGAAGAGGGAGGGAGACACAUGCUUGCACAAGGCCGUGAGAUAUGUCAACAGCUUGUCCAAGGAUGAGUGGGAAGAGGGCCAGGCUAUCGUCGACAUCCUGAUCGACGCUGGUUGCGAUCCCAGGUAUGUGGUACAGGUGACAUCGCAGCCGACAGCGAGGUUGACGAGUAUAUUCAGGAUACGUAACAAGGCCAAGCUGCGCCCCGUCGACCUCACCGACCCACGCAACACUGAGCUCAGGAGUCUUUUGCAGAAGGCCGAGUUCACCAUGCUGGCUGGUGACGACGUCGUACAAGAAGACGAUGACGAUGUCGAUGCUGGUAGUGCUAGCGACAGCGAUUAA